AUGGAUGGGCAGCCGGAGGGCAUAAGGGACUCCGACAGGCACGAAACGCCGAGGUCUCGUGGCUAUCCUUCGCUUCCCUUCGGACCGGGCAGCUCUCCGGCGUCCUGGGACCCGGAAGACGAUGGAGACACCCGUGGCCACGACGAUGAAGGCGAGUCCUUCAUGGAUGCUGGGAAGUCAUCGGAGGGCCGGAAGAUGUACUUCCGAACGCUGGACGAUUCCAUGCGGGAGCAAGGAGUCCUGGACAGCGGCGCAUCCCUUGGAUCGUCCCAAGGGGUGUCCCUGUCCUCCUUGGGCAUCGGCUCCAGCAACCGCGCCGUUCUCCGGAGCUCAGAGGUGGCGGAGCCAAGUGACUCGACGAAGCGAGGUGAGACCACGCCGAAGAAGGCCACCACUGCGGCCGCCUCUGGCGCCUCGCAGCGGAACCUCCGCCGCGCCCGGCGCCGCGCCGCACGCCGGGGCGAGGUGUUAGGUGUGGACGCCGAGCCCGGAGGUUGCGUGGUGCUCAUCCGGGAGGACUGCCGCUUGCACGAUAACCCUGCUCUGCAUGCGGCGGCCGAGAUGCACCCUUGGGUGGUCCCACUCUAUGUGCACGAUGAGGACGACCCAUCACCCUGGCCCGUUCGCGGCGCGGGUCUUUGGUGGCGGUACGAGUCGCUGAAGCACUUCGACGUCUCGCUGCACUCGUUGGGCAGCCGGAUCAUCUACCGGAAGGGAAAUCUGGUGGAGCAGGUCAUGGACGUCUUAUUGGCGACCGGCGCAUCGGCUUUGCACUUCAACCUCCAGCUGGAGCCCUGGCAUCACCAGCGAGACAAGGAGCUCGAGUGCGCUGCGGUGGGAAGCCUGGGCAUUGACGUGCGAACGUUCACCGCCAUGGUCAUGAAGUUUGAGCCCUGGGAGGCACGGCGCUCCAAGGACGAGGGGCCUCGGCCGCGCCGGGAGCCCUUGGAGGCGGUGCGACGCUUGAGUUCUCCGCCGGAGUGGCCCUGGUCCAUCCCGCUGGAGGGCCUGGGAUAUGGGCGCACAGGCGGGCGCAAGAUUCCUCCCAACUUCCGGCAGUUCAACGAGAAGAGGCAGGCUAUGUUGGCCGCCGGCUUCGCUGUGCCGGAGGAGGACGACUGGGCCUACGAGAUGCGGAGGUUCUGGCCCAUGGGGGAGGCUGCGGCCAUGCGGCGGCUAGAGGAAUGGCUCAAGGAUGCCGCCUGGGGCUGCUAUUUCCCGCCAGGCCUCCAUCCACGAGAUGACGCUGGCGGCCGCUUUCGGGCCGACAAGGCCUGGACAGCCAUGCUCAGCCCAUACCUCCGCUUCGGUGACCUCUCCGCGCGCUACGUGGAGUGGCGCACGUGCCAGGUGCUUCCGCAAGAGUUGCGGCAGCUGUUCCUGAAGCGCGUGGUGUGGCGAGACAAGGCGUACUCCCAGCUCUACCGCUGUCCGGACUCACACUCUGUGAGCAUCCGGCCCCAGUACGAGCAAGAGGCUUGGAGCGGGACGCGGCUGCAGCUGCGGCGGUGGCAGCGUGGCGAAACAGGCUAUCCGCUGGUUGACGCUGCUAUGCGCCAGCUAUGGAAGGUGGGCUGGAUGUGCAAUCACUUGCGCCACGUCACGGCGCAGUUCCUCAUUGAGCACCUGGACUUGAGCUGGAAAGAAGGGUUUGCCUGGUAUGACUACACUUUGGUGGACACGGACGUCGCCAUCAACGCCAUGAUGUGGCAGAUGGGUGGCCAUUCGGGGAUUGGAUCCUGGAACUUCGUGAUGCAUCCAAUCUAUGCGGGCAAGAAGGUGGACCCGCAAGGGAGUUACGUCCGCCGCUGGCUCCCCGAGCUCCGACACCUUCCGACCGAGUACAUUCACUGUGACCAGGUGAGAACGGGCGUGGGCAUCUUUGCCCGCCUUAGUCCUCUGAGUUGGCAGACUGCCGAAGACUGA
This is a messenger RNA of Symbiodinium natans, 1926 nucleotides long. Lineage: Eukaryota; Dinophyceae; Suessiales; Symbiodiniaceae. The record is from the annotation of a GenBank genome assembly.